Messenger RNA from Mercenaria mercenaria, 582 nucleotides. RefSeq names its product beta-1,4-galactosyltransferase 2-like. The record is from RefSeq and is a predicted model, not a curated record. NCBI's taxonomy places the organism in Eukaryota, Metazoa, Mollusca, Bivalvia, Venerida, Veneridae. Gene Ontology annotation, molecular function: glycosyltransferase activity. The transcript has a single exon. Gene Ontology annotation, biological process: carbohydrate metabolic process. Bases 1 to 582 code for a protein of 193 amino acids.
AUGCUGCAGCGUCAACAAGUGCAUUAUGGGAUAUAUGUUGUAGAAAUGGACUUACCCGUGCAGUUCAACAGAGGUCUUUUAGCCAAUGCAGGUUUCCUUACAGCAAGGAGUAUAGGCAAUUACUCGUGCUACAUCGUACAUGACGUUGAUCUCGUGCCGAUUAAUGACCGUAACUUAUACAAAUGUAGCAAAGCUGCUCCAACACAUCUAGUGACCCGGAAUUCGGCAUUUAAAAGUGGAAAACUUCCGUACGACAGGUAUGUUGGUGGGGUAAUAGCAAUCAGUACAGUACAAUACGAAGAACUAAAAUGUUUUUCUAACCUCUAUAUCGGAUGGGGAGGGGUAGACGACGACAUUUAUAAACGGAUGGUUGCCAGGAAUAUGACUCUUCAACGAACCCCGGAGCACAUCGGAUUAUACAUGACUUUCAAACACACGCAAGACUCAUCAAACCCGCCGAAUCCGUUCAAAGAAGUUCUUAUCAGACAAGCCGCUAAUAGAAUUAAAAAGAAAUGGAUUAUCCUCAAUGGUAUACAACCGCAAUUCACUGGAAUUUCGACCGCUCUACACAUGGAGAGAUAG